Brassica rapa (field mustard) is the source of this 1562-nucleotide messenger RNA. Its product is annotated as very-long-chain 3-oxoacyl-CoA reductase-like protein At1g24470. The record is from RefSeq and is a predicted model, not a curated record. Gene Ontology annotation, molecular function: ketoreductase activity. NCBI's taxonomy places the organism in Eukaryota, Viridiplantae, Streptophyta, Magnoliopsida, Brassicales, Brassicaceae. Gene Ontology annotation, cellular component: endoplasmic reticulum.
GCAGUUAGGGUAGAUCUUCAUAAGGCAGGUAGUAUUGUCGGUUGUCGAAUCGUUUAUGUAAUCUUUCCUAUAUCAUAAUUGUAAGAUCGUAAUAAAAUCAGCGUUAAAAAAAAAUUGUAUAUGAUGACACUGACUUGGUAUAUUACUAUAAGCCACAACUUGGGUAAUUACAACCCAUUUUUGUGUAAAGUAAUUAAGAUCGAGGAAAGAAAAAAUAAAAAAAUAAAUAUCCCUAUCUUUACAACUCUUUUUUUUACUGUACUUUUUAACUCUGUUUUUUGAACUUGGAUAUACAUGUAUAUUUUGUAACAAAACUGGGUAUAUUUGUUAUUUUAUUAUUUUCACAACUCUAAUUUUCCUACAUAAAAAGUGAGUUAGCUCCAUGCCCAAAUCUCAUGACCACACAAAAUUAGCAAACAAAUAAAAAACCAGAACAGAAAAAAAUAGAAAAGAAACAGAAAGAAGAGCAUGCAAAGAACAUGGCAUCAUAUCUCCAUGUCGUAAGCUUCAUAGGUUUUCUCUCUAUCCUUAGAUUACUCUAUCCUCUCCUGAAAUGGUUCAUCACGAGAUUCCUCCUCACUGACCCCAGGCGACUCAAGAGUUAUGGCUCGUGGGCUAUGGUCACUGGAGCCACAGAUGGGAUCGGACAAGCCUUUGCUCACGAGCUGGCAAAACACGGCCUUAACCUCGUCCUAGUCAGCAGAAACCCUUCGAAGCUAGCUUCUGUCUCCGAUGAUUUCAGACAAGAAUUUCCCCAAAUCAAGAUCAAGAUCAUUCCCUUUGACUUCUCCUCUGAAAGAGGAUAUGAAGCAAUCGAGGAGGGAAUCAGAGGCCUUGAAGUUGGAAUUCUGAUAAACAACGUUGGUAUAACUUAUCCACGAGCCAUGUUCUUCCACGAGGUUGACGAACUCACAUGGACCAAAAUCCUUAGGGUUAAUCUUGAAGCCACCACUUGGGUCACAAGAUCUCUCAUCGGACCAAUGCUUCACCGCCGUCGAGGAGCUAUCAUAAAUAUUAGCUCCGGCGCCGCAGUUGUUGUCCCUUCGCAUCCACUCUAUGCCAUCUACGCCGCCACCAAAGCUUAUGUUGAUAAACUAUCAAGAUCUUUGCAUGUGGAAUAUAAGCAGUUUGGUAUCCACGUCCAAUGCCAGGUGCCGUUAUACGUGGCAACGAGGAUGGUGUUAGAAGUAGCAGAUAUAGAUAAACCAAGCUUCUUUGUACCAUCGCCGGAAGUAUAUGCAAAAGCGGCGGUGGAGCAGAUCGGAAUUGGAUCACGAUGCUCUCCAUUUUGGGCUCAUUCACUUCAGUGGUUUCUCGCUGGUCUUUUGCCGGAGAACCUUCUUGAUACUUGGCGUCUCUCUAUCGGUCUUCGUAGAAGAAGCUUGUCUUAGUUCGCUGGCCCUAUCAUGUUUUAGGUUUUAUAAGCUAUCUUUUCGGGUCCUUUUAAUUACUAUAACUUUUCUCUCUUAGGUUCUGCAAUAACUAAACAUGAAUAAAUCAACAAAAGUUUAAAUGACUUCCAAAAUAAACAUUACAAUUUUUUUUUAAGAACUUGUUUUAAA